AUGACGCGUGAACGCGGAGCUGCGGCCAAAGCCAAACUCACCCAUCCUGGAAAAGCCAUCCUGGCAGGUCGGUUUACUCCUGCACUGGCGAGCACACUGGUGUUUGUGUUGUUUUCAUAUGUAGUGUACGAGGUGUGCUUUCAGCUGCUGGACUCGGAUUGUUUUGUAUUGUGGAAUCCACACCAACAACAAUCGCUGGCGGCAUUGAACAUCUGCCUCACACGUUCUCCUACCUACAGACACACACACAAGACUCAGCUACAGCUAUAUGAGAAAGCCAAUCCACCCCGUUACAGAGGCAUCACGGACUGUGUGUCGCAGACGGUCCGUCAUCACGGAGUGAAGGGUUUAUAUCGAGGCCUCAGCUCGCUGCUGUACGGAUCCAUCCCUAAAUCUGCAGUCAGGUUCGGUGUGUUUGAGAUACUCAGUAACCAGAUGAGAGAUGAGGCUGGGAAGCUGGACAGCACUCGAGGGUUAGUCUGCGGUUUGGGUGCCGGCGUGAUGGAGGCCGUGCUGGUCGUCUGUCCCAUGGAGACCAUAAAGGUGAAAUUCAUCCAUGACCAAACCUCAGCUAAUCCCAAAUACAGAGGCUUUUUCCACGGAGUGCGAGAGAUCGUCAGAACUCAAGGGAUCAGAGGGACGUAUCAAGGCCUCACAGCGACUGUCCUCAAACAGGGAUCCAAUCAGGCGAUCCGAUUCUUCGUCAUGACCUCUCUCAGGAACUGGUACAAGGGUGACGAUCCCAACAAAUCCAUCAACCCCAUCGUAACAGGAGCGUUUGGUGCGAUUGCUGGAGCGGCGAGUGUGUUUGGAAACACGCCGCUGGACGUCAUCAAGACCAGAAUGCAGGGUUUGGAAGCUCAUAAGUAUAAAAACACGGUUGAUUGUGCCAUGAAGAUCAUGCGACAUGAAGGACCAGCGGCGUUUUAUAAGGGCACGGUCCCGCGGCUGGGCCGAGUGUGUUUGGAUGUGGCCAUCGUCUUCAUCAUCUACGAGGAGGUCGUCAAGGCCCUAAACAAAGUCUGGAAGACGGAGUGAACGAAUGAAGAGGAGACGAGACGAGACGAGACGCCAUCACUGUGACGGAGCUGUUCUCGUCUGCAGUUACUGUACGUCAGGGUUUGAUUUCAUCCCAUUAGUUCUGCCUUUAAACACGCACAUAAUAUUUACAAAAAUAAUUUUAAUGUCAUACAACAGCUCUGAAAUACCCUUAAACUGUAUUCAUAUUAACGUAAGACAUUGUAAGUGCCAAAUUUAACAGAUUUUGUUUAAUACAUUUAAUAAAGAGCAAACAAACACAAACGUGUAUGUUUAAAAAUGUUUGCACACAAACAAACAUGAAACUCUUGAGCCAGAGAAAUAAUUUAGAUUACAGUAAAUGUGUUUAAUGUUUUAACCAGAGGAAGUCUUUAAGAGCAAGUGGGAAUAUUUACAUACUAGGUAUAUAUAAAUAUUUAUAGAUAGAUUUACAUAGAAAGAGAAAUCAUUCCAUAACACUGUACGAAAAAAUAUUUCAGUAUGAUUCGUUUUUUAUGUUUCUGACAUUUCUACUUAAAAUGUUUUGUUUUUAUCUAAAGCUUAUAUUUUUACAUUUGUAAAACCAUUUUUAUGAAUUAAUUUGGAUAUAUUUUAUAUUUAUUUUCCUGUUGCACACGUGCCUUUAACCAUUAAAUUCUUAAAUGUAUUUUUCUGACACAAACAGACACUUUUAAUAUUUCCUUUGUCGUUUUUGAAGCAUCUUUUGUCGUCAUGUCCUGCUGUGUCUGUGCAUGUGUAAUAUGAACUGUAUUAGAUUGAACUGGAAUAUAGAUUCAGUGAAUGUCAGAUACAUACAUGUACUGUAAAUGUGACUGAUUACAGAGCAGUCUCCCCUCUGAAUGGAUCUGAGAUGGAUGAUUUAAGUGUGUUUUCUGUGUAAACCCUUCAGUUUUUUCAGCAUGAAUCUCCAGCUCUGUGUGUGUCAGUAUCUGUGUGAGGUGAAAUAGUGUCAUGUAUCUUUUCUUGACCAGAAUCAGCACGGAAAGAUGUUUCAUGUGUCUGGAUGGAGCUCGUGCUUCAGUGUUGAGUGUCUUUGGGCCUUUUAGAAAUACUCUGUGGGGUUGUUUGUGCCAUAUGCUGUUAAAUGUUUGUUUAAAUUCUUGGCUUUUUCUUUGUAGAUCUGGAUGCUUCAUAAUACUAUGUGCUAAUAAAAUGAUUUAAUUUUCACAGUUAAA
Cyprinus carpio (common carp) is the source of this 2213-nucleotide messenger RNA. RefSeq names its product tricarboxylate transport protein B, mitochondrial-like. Lineage: Eukaryota; Metazoa; Chordata; Actinopteri; Cypriniformes; Cyprinidae. The record is from RefSeq and is a predicted model, not a curated record. Gene Ontology annotation, biological process: mitochondrial citrate transmembrane transport. The coding region runs from base 1 to 1038 and encodes 345 amino acids. The transcript has 10 exons.